CUCUCGCGCGCUAUCUAUGCGCGCGUGCACGUGUGUCACCACCACCACCACCGGCCUCUCCUCCCGGUCUCGAGGUGUCGCGGUUGGAGGUCUGUCGGAGCAGCAUGUAGCAACCUGGAGCCACCGCGCACAUCGCCGCCUCCUCCUCCUCUUCCUCCCUCCUCCUCCUCCUCUUCCUCCUCCCUCCUCCUCCUCCCCCUCCCCUCUUCCUGGAGCGCGGUCGUUUCUCCUCUCGGGAAAGGAGCCUCGAGGAUUAGUUUUUAUUCUAAGGGCCGGCGGCGGGGAGACACUCCUCUAGAUGGUCCUUUAGAGGAGUGCUCGUGCGUGUGCGUGUGCGUGCGCGUGCCCGCCGCUCUGCACCUCCCGGUCGAUGGUCGUUGAGGAAGCUUCCAUCUUGAGUCCCGCUUCCACCGACAGAGCCAUGGCGAGCGACUCCCCGGCGCGCAGCCUGGACGAGAUCGACCUGUCUGCACUCCGGGACCCAGCUGGUAUCUUUGAGCUGGUGGAACUGGUUGGAAAUGGCACCUAUGGGCAGGUCUUCAAGGGUCGCCAUGUCAAAACAGGACAGCUCGCUGCCAUCAAGGUCAUGGACGUCACAGGAGAUGAGGAGGAGGAGAUUAAAGCAGAGAUCAACAUGUUAAAGAAGUACAGCCACCACAGGAACAUCGCGACCUACUAUGGAGCCUUCGUCAAGAAGAACCCUCCGGGGAUGGACGACCAGCUGUGGCUGGUGAUGGAGUUCUGUGGAGCCGGCUCCAUCACCGAUCUGGUCAAAAACACCAAAGGAAACACUCUGAAGGAGGAGUGGAUCGCCUACGUCUGCAGAGAGAUCCUCAGGGGUCUGACCCACCUUCACCAGCACAAGGUCAUCCACAGAGAUAUCAAGGGCCAGAACGUGUUGCUGACGGAGAACGCAGAGGUCAAACUAGUGGACUUUGGUGUGAGCGCUCAGCUGGACCGCACGGUGGGACGGAGGAACACGUUCAUCGGGACGCCGUACUGGAUGGCGCCCGAGGUCAUCGCCUGCGACGAAAACCCUGACGCCACGUACGACUUCAAGAGUGAUCUGUGGUCGCUCGGCAUCACGGCCAUCGAGAUGGCAGAGGGAGCGCCGCCUCUGUGCGACAUGCAUCCAAUGAGAGCGCUCUUCCUCAUCCCCAGAAAUCCCGCCCCCAGACUCAAGUCUAAGAAGUGGUCGAAGAAGUUCCAGUCCUUCAUCGACGGCUGCCUGGUGAAGAGCCACAGCCAGCGGCCGAGCACCGAGCAGCUGCUGAAGCAUCCGUUCAUCAGGGAGCUGCCCAACGAGCGGCAGGUCCGCAUCCAGCUGAAGGACCACAUCGACCGCACCAAGAAGAGGAGGGGCGAGAGGGAUGAGACAGAAUACGAGUACAGCGGGAGUGAAGAGGAGGAUGAAGAGAGGGAAGUCGGGGAGCCCAGCUCCAUCAUCAACACCCCCGGGGAGUCGACCCUGAGGAGGGACUUCCUGCGCCUCCAGCUGGCCAACAAGGAGCGCUCGGAGCUGAUCCGGCGGCAGCAGCUGGAGCAGCAGCAGAACGAGGAGCACAAGCGCCAACUGCUGGCGGAGAGGCAGAAACGCAUCGAGGAGCAGAAGGAGCAGAGGAGGCGGCUGGAGGAGCAACAGCGUCGGGAGCGAGAUAUGAGGAAGCAGCAGGAGCGAGAGCAGAGGAGGCGCUACGAGGAGAUGGAGCAGCUCCGCCGGGAGGAGGAGAGGAGGCACGCCGAGAGAGAGCAGGAGUAUAUCCGUAGGCAGCUGGAGGAGGAGCAGAGGCAGCUGGAGAUCCUGCAGCAGCAGCUCCUGCAGGAGCAGGCCUUACUGCUGAGGCAGAACAUCGCCACGAGCUCCGGGUCGGUUCAUCUAAAUUCUAAAAUAGAGUACAAGAGGAAGCAGAUCGAGGAGCAGCGGCAGGCCGAGCGGCUGCAGAGGCAGCUGCAGCAGGAGCGUGCGUACCUGGUGUCGCUGCAGCAGCAGCAGCAGCAGGACCCUCAGCGGCCGCCGCAGGACAAGAAGCAGCUGUACCACUACAAGGACCAGGCGCCCAGCAGCGACAAGCCGGCCUGGGCCAAGGAGGUGAUGCGCCGCGCUCAGAGCAACUCGCCCCGCAUUCCCCCCAAGAAGUACCACUCCUUCCGGGAGCCGCGUGAGGUCAACAUGGGCAACCUGCUCCUGCUCCCCGGCUACAAGCCACACCCCCACCGGCGCCGCCGCCGCCCCCCCUCCUACCCGGCACACGUCAGUCCCGCUAGGAGUCACCUGCGCGUGCCGCAGAUCCUCGUCACCUGCGUGCCGCCACCGGGGAUGCAGCAGCAGCUGCUGGGGAGGAGGAGCGCCCACGGCAGCCCCGACUCCAGGGGGCGGAGCCCUGACUCCAGGGGGCGGAGCCCCGACUCCAGGGGGCGGAGCCCCGGCCGCCGGGUGGAUGAGCAUUACAAGAUGAACCGACAGACUUCUCCAGUGUUGCAGCACAAAGUCUCAAACCGGAUCUCGGACCCGGCGCUGCCGCCGCGCUCCGAGUCCUUCAGCAGCGGCGGAAUCCAGCAGGCGAGGACCCCCCCCAUGCACCGCUCAGUGGAGCCGCAGAUGGCCCACCUGGUGCAGGUGAAGAGUCACGGCCUGUCGGGCUCCCAGUCCCUGUACGACCCCCACGGCGUGUCCUCCUCGGCGUCCCCCUCCCCCUCCCGGCCCCCCAUGCCCCGGCAGAACUCCGACCCCACCUCCGACACCCCCCCGCCCCCCUCCCUCUCCCGCCUGGCGCCCCCCCCCGACAAGCUGGACCGCAGCUCCUGGCUGCGGCAGGACGACGACAUGCCGCCGAAGGUUCCUCAGAGGACGACCUCCAUCUCUCCGGCUCUGGUCAGGAAACACUCUCCUGGGAACGGACCGGGCCUCGGACCUCGACCCGGAGCUCACCUCAUACGGGCCAGCAACCCCGACCUGAGGAGGACCGACACGUCCGUGGAGACGCCGAUGAAGAGGUCGAUGAAGAGGACGAGCAGCGGCACCUCAUCCAGCUCCAGUUCACAGGGAGGCUCCAACGAACGAGGUCAUUCAGACGCUCAGACUGAAGGCUCAACACUUUCCCAAGACACCCAAGACGAGAGAGAGACACGACCCAGCAGGCCUGCAAGCUAUAGGAAAGCUGUAGACGAGGACCUGACGGCUUUGGCCAAGGAGCUGCGGGAGCUGCGGCAGGGCGAGGAGGCCAGCCGGCUGCCUGUCAAGGUCACGGACUACUCGUCCUCCAGCGAGGACUCGCACAGCAGCGAGGACGAGGAGGGAGAGGGCGGGGCCAACGACGGCAGCGUGGCCGUCAGCGACAUACCGCGCAUCAUGCCGGCAGCGAGUCACGGCGCCGAAUCCUUCGGCGUGUUGGGAGGUCACGGCGACGGCCACGACGACUCGUACGGGAACAGCUCCCAGGACGGCACCUUGAGGAUGCGUGAGAAGCACGGCAGACGGAGGCGGAGCUCCGCCGCCAGCAACGGCUUCCCCGGCAACCACGCCAAUCUCUUCCCCGCCGACGGCAAUCUCCCCGAUCUGCUGCAGCAAAGCCCCUCCCCCCUGGUCUCCCCGGGCGACGCCCAAUACGCGAUGGGAGGCAGCGGAGGCUCCAAGUCUUCCUUCACUCCCUUCGUGGAUCCCAGGGUGUACGGGACGUCCUCGACGGACGACGACCACGACGACAACAUCUCGGCCUCAGCGCUGUUGACCGACGAGCUGCUGAAGCACGAGCACGACCAGGAGCAGGCGGGGCUCAACGAGGCGAGGAAGAUCUCCGUGGUCAACGUGAACCCGACCAACAUCCGGCCGCACAGCGACACGCCCGAGAUACGCAAAUACAAGAAGCGCUUCAACUCUGAGAUCCUGUGUGCGGCUCUGUGGGGAGUGAACCUGCUGGUGGGGACGGAGAACGGCCUGAUGCUGCUGGACCGAAGCGGUCAGGGAAAAGUUUACAACCUCAUCAACCGGCGGCGCUUCCAGCAGAUGGACGUCCUGGAGGGGCUCAACGUGCUGGUCACCAUCUCAGGGAAGAAGAACAAGCUGCGUGUUUACUACCUGUCCUGGCUGAGGAACCGGAUAUUACACAACGACCCCGAGGUGGAGAAGAAACAAGGCUGGAUCACCGUGGGGGAGCUGGAGGGCUGCGUGCACUACAAAGUCGUGAAGUACGAGAGGAUCAAAUUUUUGGUGAUCGCUCUGAAGAACGCCGUGGAGAUCUACGCCUGGGCGCCGAAACCCUACCACAAGUUCAUGGCCUUCAAGUCGUUCACGGAGCUGCAGCACCGCCCCCAUCUGGUGGACCUCACCGUGGAGGAGGGCCAGAGGUUAAAGGUCAUCUACGGCUCCAGCGUCGGCUUCCACGUCAUCGACGUGGACUCUGGGAACCCCUACGACAUCUACAUCCCCUCACAUAUUCAGGGUCAGGUGACCCCGCACGCCAUCGUGGUUCUGCCCAAGACGGACGGCAUGGAGAUGCUGCUGUGCUACGAGGACGAGGGCGUCUACGUCAACACCUACGGACGCAUCACCAAAGAUGUGGUGCUGCAGUGGGGCGAGAUGCCCACCUCCGUCGCCUACAUCCACUCCAACCAGAUCAUGGGCUGGGGAGAGAAGGCCAUUGAGAUCCGCUCCGUGGAGACGGGACACCUCGACGGAGUUUUCAUGCACAAGCGAGCUCAGCGACUGAAGUUCCUGUCGGAGAGGAACGACAAGGUCUUCUUCGCCUCGGUGCGUUCCGGAGGCAGCAGCCAAGUCUUCUUCAUGACCCUCAACAGAAGCUCCAUGAUGAACUGGUAACCUUCCUCCUCCGACCCACGACAACUUCAUCUUCUUCUUCUUCAGUCUGAACAUCACCCCGACGUCAGGAGAGACGGAGGACAAUCUGUGUGUGUGUUGUGUGUUUGUGGAGGAAAUCAACGAGCUGCUGAACGGGCGAUUGAGCCCCCCCCCCCCUCCCUGUAAAGAUACCCUCCGCCUGUAGGUGGUGCUGCAGGCCUCAUGGAUGGUUUCACUUCCUCCACCUUCCCUGGCCAGAUGGUUGAUCUCCAGGAUCUCGAUCCAGGCUUUGAAAGGAGCUUUUCUGACCUCCCCAUUGGACCUGGACGGGUCGCCGUGGAGACGUUCUCUGUAGCACAUUAGUGAGUCCUCACCGGGUGUUCACACUGCGAGCGCCACCCGAAAUCCUCUUCUACCGCUCUCGUGUUGUAGUGGUUGUUGACGUAGCAUCGACGAAUGGAGGACUUUGGAUCGUGCUCACCUGAAGUCAGUUUCAAAAGGUUCCUAAAGGAACCAGUGGACUUUUAAAGAACCGGUGAAAAGCCCUUUCGGAACCCUUUUCGCUCACACGAGGCCACGGCCGAACACUUUGACCUCAAGGUCACUUUGUCGUGCAGUUGAAGAGCGACCGACGGGGCCGCGGAUGACGAGCUUCACCCAUCGGACCGUCUGGCGAGCCUCAAACAUGGAUGUGUACAGUCGUCACGCAGAAUUUAGACUUUCUUAGACCUUCAAAAAAAAUAGAUUUUUGUUUAUUUCAUAUUCAUGAGUUUUACAGAAAGAAAAAAAGAAAAAGAAAAAAAAGAAGAAGAAGUGGACACACGUCGUCUUGAAGCUUUUUGAGAUGUUGAAAUCGGCUUCUAAACAUCUCGUAGAGCACCUGAAUCGAAACCGACGUUCUCCAGACUAACAUCUCGUAGGAAAACCUUUCAGGCUCGUCGGAUGUUUUUCUUCGAGAAGUCUAGAAACCACCAGGAGUAGUGGCGCGUCGUCGCCCCCUACAGUCCGGGAGGACUCCAUGACGCCAUCGCUCACAGUGGGAACACUCCUUUUCCAAAGAAAAGAAAAGAAAAACCACAUCAAAGCAGCGAGAGAAACCAGACAUGUCGUAUCAUCCCGGCUCUGAAAGAGGGUUGUAGAUGUCGCAUCGUCAUAGCAACGCGACGACAGAAGAUCUUCGCGCAGUUCUGUCGUUGCCAACCUUCUGGAGUUUUUUUUCUUCCCGCGCUUCGUUUGGUUUCUCUAAGCUUCUUCCCCCCCCCCCCCCCCCCCCCGCUGUGCGUACGCUGUAAAUAUCUCAGCCGAGGACGCUGAAAAGAAGAAAAUAAUAAUGAUAACAGGUUUUUUGGGGAGUCACGCUGAUGGGAAGGCACUUUUUUUUGUGACGAGCGAAGACUUUCACUCUUUCUCUCCGUAGUUCAUCGCUGUUUAUUGAGUUGUGCAUUUUUUUGUUGUUGCAUUCUUUGCAUGGUGACACACGUUGUUCCUGUCGUCACUCGUUAUGAAUCGUACUUUUUUACGGCAAUACGCGGACGGGUCCGGACGAGGCCCCAGGAGGUUUUCUUUAGUUUUGAGGUUGUUUUAUUUCAUCCUCUCACAACACUGAGCUGUAAAGUGAAUGUUUUUAGAAAAGCAUUUAUCUCACGAUUAAGUCAAGAUCGUACACUGGAUGAUUUACAAGUUUACCAUUCGAUUUAUAUUUGAGUUUGUUUUGUUGUUGUUGUUGUUGACGUUGAUGCUCACACUCCAGACGGAGCUCGGCAUCACUUUCGAAAUGGCGUUCUUCUAUUUUUAUUGAUUAUUUUUCGCCGGGUUGGCGACGGUCUCCGUAAACACUGACGAUGUGGGACGGUGAUGGAGAGAAGGAAGAAGUUCACUUCUUACCGGAAGUUUCUUUUCUUCAUUGAUCCUCCGUUGAAGGUGGGAUCUGAAGCCUUUAAUCAGCACCCCGGGGAUAAAGGUCAGGAGGGUCAGUGUGAGAGACUGUAGAUUAAAAAAGAAUAAAAAAAGAAUAUAUAUAUAUAUAUAUACUGUAAGAAUUUUCGUUAUAUCUUACUGAUUAUUUUAGAGAAAGACAAACAAAAAAACUUAUUAAAGCUUAGUUGUCUUUCUACACAAUAGAGAACAAUAGCUAUCAGAAUUUCUAAAAACAAAACAAAAAAACAAUGUUUUUAUCGUGGUAUUAUUUGUAAUUUGUAUUUCAAAUUUUUGUACGUAUCGAGACUGUGAACGUAUGUACGGCUGCGGCCUCCGAGCGUGUGUGUGUGUGUGUGUGUGUGUGUGUGAGCGCGCGCGCAGGUGUGUGACGUGCAUGUGAGCGUAUGUUUUCACCGUGUCUGAAUCCUUGGAAUCAGUCAGACGACCUCAAUCUGGUGACGCACAUCUGUGAUGUUGGAAACUCUUCAAAAUAAAUGUCCUCUCCUUGUACAGCAUCA
Messenger RNA from Pseudoliparis swirei, 7230 nucleotides. RefSeq names its product TRAF2 and NCK interacting kinase b (gene tnikb). Bases 371 to 4816 code for a protein of 1481 amino acids. The record is from RefSeq and is a predicted model, not a curated record. Gene Ontology annotation, molecular function: ATP binding; protein kinase activity. Gene Ontology annotation, biological process: protein phosphorylation. The transcript has 35 exons. Lineage: Eukaryota; Metazoa; Chordata; Actinopteri; Perciformes; Liparidae.